AUGCUGCUCGCGCUUCGGCUAUGCAGAUUCCUUGGCAUUGUUGUGAUUGGCCUUGUGCAGGCACAAGAUCCGGGAGGAGGCAAGUGUCCGGAACCGCUGCGCUUCGAACGUUGGAUAGCAGCCUUUGCAGAGUCCUGUCAGCCACUGGCUGAUGACCUGAGCUGCAGCUGGGUGACCUGUGAUUGCCUCCAGGUCUCUUUGCAGGUUCCGGUCGAGCUGUCCUUGGUGCCAACGUGCUUUCAGGAAGGUGUGGAGACGCAGCUUCUGACGCAGGACCAGCGUCGAAUAGCUUCCGAACUUGUUCGAGGAAGUGCUUGCGGCAGUGUAACGAGAGAGCUGGGCAAGCCCUGUGGCCAAUGCGAUGGCUUCCGUUUGGAGAGGCCGCAGUGCUAUGACACCACCGCUCCGCCAUACAGGACUUUCAUCUCCGGUGCCCACCCUGUGGGCGUGUUCACGGGGCUGGUGCUGGCGACUUUGAAGUUCUUCGACGAGUUCUUGUGCUAA
Molecule: messenger RNA, 504 nt
Organism: Symbiodinium necroappetens
Lineage: Eukaryota; Dinophyceae; Suessiales; Symbiodiniaceae
Source: the annotation of a GenBank genome assembly